Molecule: messenger RNA, 738 nt
Organism: Oncorhynchus kisutch (coho salmon)
Lineage: Eukaryota; Metazoa; Chordata; Actinopteri; Salmoniformes; Salmonidae
Product: CUB domain-containing protein 1-like
Exons: 2
Coding region: 73-372 (99 amino acids)
Source: RefSeq, a predicted model, not a curated record
AGUGAAUACUGACCUGUGUGUGUGUGUUCCUAAGACCUGCUUCUGAGUGUGGUGGCAGCUCUGCUGGUUCUCAUGGUGGUUGUGGUUUGUGUGGUGAUCAAGAAGAAGAAGAGACAGUUGUCUCACCAAGUGUCCAUCUACAACCCCAACGGGACCAGCUUCCUGCCAGAUCACAACAGGAGGUUCCCCAAAUCACGAAAAGAGAACGAGUCCCACAUCUAUGCCUCGAUCGAGGACACGCUUGUAUACAGCCAUCUCCUGCGAGACGAGGCAGAGAUGGGUGUCUAUGGAGACCAGGCUGUGGAUGUGUACCAGAGCUUUACUGGGCCUACAGAGACAGAGCCCCUCUCUCUGGGGACAGUCCAGAGGUGAGCAUCUACCAGCCUUUUGUGCCCCCAUCCCAUAUUGCCCCACCCGUCCCCAAUGGACCCUUAAGUCAAGCCCAGUUGCCUAUGGUGGACAACGAGCUGUAUGGCUCCAGAAGCAAUGGUGACACACAUGCACAGUCUCAACCUAACAAUAUGAACACAGAGCAGGCUCCAACGGUAGAGCCAGAGUUUCAUGACUGAAAGGGAGAGAACUGUAGGUUGGGGGUAUAUGCCAAGCACAGUACCAUAGCCCUUCUAUUCAUAUUUUAUCAAGUUUCCUGGCAUGUACAGUACCAGUCAAAAGUUUGAACACAUCAAGGCUUUUUCUUUAUUUUUGCUAUUUUCUGCAUUGUAGAAUAAUAGUGAAGAC